Molecule: messenger RNA, 933 nt
Organism: Cryptomeria japonica (Japanese cedar)
Lineage: Eukaryota; Viridiplantae; Streptophyta; Pinopsida; Cupressales; Cupressaceae
Product: probable fatty acyl-CoA reductase 4
Exons: 6
Coding region: 1-933 (310 amino acids)
Biological process (GO): suberin biosynthetic process; long-chain fatty-acyl-CoA metabolic process
Cellular component (GO): intracellular membrane-bounded organelle
Molecular function (GO): alcohol-forming very long-chain fatty acyl-CoA reductase (NADP+) activity
Source: RefSeq, a predicted model, not a curated record
AUGUCAGCUUAUGUCAAUGUUGGGAGCAGGGGCAUGGUCAGAGAAGAAGUUGUAAGGAUGGGAGAAAGAGUUCCAUACAGCGGUGGAGAAAUAUCAGUCUCUCAGAUAGAGUUCGAGUACAAUUUAAUAGAGCAGAUCAUAGAAGAGUUCAAGAAUGUUUUAGCCGAGGCAUGGUCGGAAGAAAAGGAGUCCAAAUAUAUGAAGGAAUUUGGGGCACAAAGGGCGAUGAACUUUGGAUGGCCAAAUGUUUAUGUUUUCACAAAAGCAAUUGGAGAGUUGAUGGUGGAUUACUUCCGAGAAUAUAUACCAACGGUUAUCAUUCGUCCAACAAUAAUCGAGAGUUGUAUUAAAGACCCACUUCCGGGAUGGAUGGAAGGCAACAGAAUGAUUGACCCUGUGAUUAUUGGAUAUGGAAAGGGGCGAAUCUCAUUCUUCCUGGCUGCUCCCCAACUAGUGCUAGAUGUAAUUCCGGUGGACGUGGUUGCUAAUUGCAUGAUAGCAUCGAUAGCGAGGAAUGCGUCACAGUCGGGUCUAUCUGUCUAUCAUGUAGCUUCCUCAAAUAUGAACCCAUUGAAGUACAAUGUGAUUGUGGAUGCUAGUUAUAACUACUUUUCAGCACAUCCGUGCACAUCUAGGAAUGGGAGGAUCGUACUCUACAUUGUGGAUAAGCUUCUGUUGGGCUACUUUAGGCUGCAACCGCUCUACACUCUUCUGCUUGAGAAGUACAAAUUUGCAUUGAAGCUCGCUCAAAUCUAUGAACCCUUUCUUUUCUUCAAGGGAACGUUUGAUAUCUCAAACAUGGAAGAUUUGUGGAACAAAAUGUCAGAGAGAGAUCAAGAGAAUUUCAACUUUGAUGUUAAGAGCAUAGACUGGAAACGCUAUUUCAUGAAUUGUCAUAUUCCUGGACUUGUAAAAUAUGUUAUGAGAGGAUGA